AUGGCGUCGACUGUCCGCACAGUAGAAGGCGCCAGUGGACUGCCCAUUGAAAAUAACGUGAACAGUGUUGAAAAGUGCAUGGAAGUUUCAUGUGUGCUCUCCACGGUUGUGCUGCUGGCAGCGACGGAUGGUGUGGUGGAUAGCGAUGUGGACUUCGAGUUGGGACGGCUAGUUUGUGAUGAUGGUUCGGGUCCCAAGUGCUUUGCCGUUUUUGCAUUUUAUGCUGUCACCUCCAGAUUGGCUCCAUAUCGCACCAAAGCUAAGGCAAGUACACCUCUAAAGGUCGUUCGAAUUUGA
Molecule: messenger RNA, 297 nt
Organism: Haemonchus placei
Lineage: Eukaryota; Metazoa; Nematoda; Chromadorea; Rhabditida; Trichostrongylidae
Source: the annotation of a GenBank genome assembly